CAGUAACAACGGUAGUCGGGUACUGCACCUUUUUCUUUCUCUCUUCUGUUUCAUUCUCCUCUGUCUGCCUGCAGCAUUGAACACAGCGUUGGCUUUCCAGUCAUGCUGCCCGGCUCAGGCUUUGCGCGAGCUCUUCGCGAAGCCGCGCCAGGUUUGUCCAAGCGGUUUUUUUCCAACUGCGGUCAUCCUCGCAAGGUUGAACAACAUCUUCGUCGCCCGUUCACGCAGCAGACUCAAACCUUGACGACCGCGGAAUCUACCACGAGAACGGCCGCCUCCCGACGACCCUUCGUGCAAGGAUGCGGCACACAGCAGCAGUCGAGCGUCAGUAGGAGGUACGAUGCGGCCAAGAGAUUCGAGUCUACUCGCUUGUUCUCGGCCUCUGCAAAUUCAAGAGCUACUCUACAAAAGACCGCGGCGGCGGCGGAGAGUGGUGAGGCUGCGCAGUCUAGCGAUGGAGAUGCCGCCGGGCAGAACAAGAACAACUCGUCGUCGUCUUUCCCGGAUACGUCGUCCAACACAGUGGCGUACUGGCUUCUCGGUAGCGCCGCGAGUGUCUUUGGGAUUGUGGUGUUUGGUGGUCUCACCAGACUCACAGAGUCAGGACUAAGUAUAACAGAAUGGAAACCGGUGACUGGAUCCCUCCCACCCAUGUCCCAAGAAGAUUGGGAAUCCGAAUUCGCCAAAUACCGUUCGUCGCCGGAAUUCAAAAUGCUGAAUUCGCGCAUGACACUCGAGGAGUUCAAGAGUAUAUACUGGAUGGAAUGGAUUCACAGACUCUGGGGUCGGUUCAUCGGCCUCUCGUUCGUCCUGCCGGCCGCGUACUUCGUCGCCAGGCGGCGAGUGUCACGCAGCAUGGCGGUGAGGUUACUGGGUAUCGCCGGCCUGAUCGGGUUCCAGGGUUUCAUCGGUUGGUGGAUGGUCAAGUCGGGACUCAAGGACGACUUGUUCGCCCCGGGCAGUCACCCACGCGUGUCGCAGUACCGGUUGACGGCACACCUGGGUGCUGCGUUUCUCUGUUACCUCGCCAUGCUUUGGAACGGCUUGGACAUUCUCAGGACGAACAAAAUCCUCAAGGCUUCCACCGCGGCACCGGCCAGAGCACAAGGUGUUUUCGACACUCUCAAAACCCCCGCUCUCAGACCGUUCAAGCGGUACGUGGGUUUGUUGGCGGGGCUGGUUUUUAUCACGGCAAUGUCCGGAGGUCUCGUCGCCGGUCUGGACGCGGGUCUGAUCUACAACGAGUUCCCUUACAUGGGUCUCGGUUUGACCCCUCCCAGGUCGGAACUGUGGGACAAAUUCUACUCCCGCGAAGAGGACGGGAGCGACCUGUGGUGGCGCAACAUGUUGGAAAACCCUAGUCUGGUACAGUUGGACCAUCGGAUCCUCGCCACCACGACCUUCACGGCCGUCAUGGCCCUGUGGGCUUUCAGUCGAACCGGGAACAUGGCCAAGAUCUUGCCCCGAGCCGCGAAGAAGGGAGUCCACGGGGUUGUGGGUUUCGUUUGGUUGCAGGUCACCUUGGGCAUAUGUACCUUGUUGUACCUCGUUCCCACACACCUGGCGAGCGCCCAUCAAGCCGGCAGUCUGGCGUUGUUGACGUGGACCGUGGUCUUGGGAAGUCGGGUUUGGUUCCCGAAACAAGCGGCCAAGAUUCUUGCUCAGCGUGCACAAAAGGCCGCUCUUCAAGGCGUUCAGGGCAACGCAGCAGCUGCUGCAUCACCAUCAGCAACUGCCGCAGCAGCCACAACGACGACGGGCCCAGUUUUGGCAGCGACAGUCGUGCCUGGCAUCACGGCAUUCGCCAUGAUGAUGAGCAAUCAAGCCGAAGGUGAUUUGAGGGAUCAACUCGUGUUGCAGCGGCAGAGGGGAAAGGAGGAGGUGGAACGACAGUAAUCAGUGAGGGAAAGGUGGUGUUAAAGAUGAGGAGCGGGUGACUUUGGGGGGUUUCCCUUAGUCCGUAUAUAUACUCUCUGCUUCCUUGCCAUCACUCGUUGUUGAUGGCAACUGUACGACUACUUUGAUAUCAUGUCAUGUCAUAGAGCAAGUAAGCCAUGUUAAAACCCGGGAGCGUAAGGCCUUGAAAGAAUAAAAAAAGACUCUUCGAUUUCAA
Molecule: messenger RNA, 2113 nt
Organism: Exophiala oligosperma
Lineage: Eukaryota; Fungi; Ascomycota; Eurotiomycetes; Chaetothyriales; Herpotrichiellaceae
Exons: 2
Coding region: 103-1896 (597 amino acids)
Biological process (GO): heme A biosynthetic process
Cellular component (GO): mitochondrial inner membrane
Molecular function (GO): oxidoreductase activity, acting on NAD(P)H, heme protein as acceptor
Source: RefSeq, a predicted model, not a curated record